AAAUAGUAAAAGUAAAAAGGAGUGUCAAUAAAUAGAGAGUAGCAUUACUCCACAUCUCAUAGCUCUUCUCCAAUCUAAGGGUAAUAGCACAAGAGUUUUCACUGAAGUUAAGAUAUCGAAGCAAUGUCUGAGAAGAUGGGACCCGUUGGUGGUAGCAUGGGAGGUGUAUUCGACGAUGGUGUUUACGAUGGUGUGAAGAAAAUAACUGUUGGAAAAGACAUUGACUGUGUGUCUUAUAUCAAAAUCGAAUACGAAAAGGAUGGAAAAUUUGUAACUCAUGAGCACGGGACGAUUCGUGGGGAACUGAAAGAGUUUGAUGUGGAUUACCCGAAAGAAUGUAUCACAUCCGUUGGUGGAAGCUACGAUCAUGUUACCCGCUAUAACGCGGUGUUGAUCAAAUCGCUAAUCUUCAAAACUUCUUAUGGAAGAACUUCCCCAACAUUCGGUGAUUCAUCUGGGAAAGAAUUCAUGCUCGAGGGUAAAAAUGGGGGAAAGCUUAUUGGAUUCCACGGACGCUCUGGUCAGGCUAUUGAUGCCAUUGGUGCAUACUUUUCUCUAGUUGAAAAGACAGCUGCUAUGGGUGGUAACAUGGGAGGUGCAUUUGACGAUGGUGUUUUCGAUGGUGUGAAGAAAAUAACUGUUGGAAAAGAUACUGACUGUGUGUCUUAUAUCAAAAUCGAAUACGAAAAGGAUGGAGAAUUUGAAACCCUUGAGAAUGGGACGAUUCGCGGGGAACUGAAAGAGUUUGAUGUGGAUUAUCCGAAUGAAUGUAUCACAUCUGUUGGUGGAAGCUAUGAUCAUGUUAUCCGCUAUAAGACGGUGUUGAUCAAAUCCCUAAUCUUCAAAACUUCUUAUGGAAGAACUUCCCCAACAUUCGGUGAUUCAUCUGGGAAAGAAUUCAUGCUUGAGGGUAAAAAUGGGGGAAAGCUUAUUGGAUUCCACGGACGCUCUGGUCAGGCUAUUGAUGCCAUUGGUGCAUACUUUUCGCUAGUUGAAAAGACAGCUGCUAUGGGUGGUAACAUGGGAGGUGCAUUUGACGAUGGUGUUUUCGAUGGUGUCAAGAAAAUAACCGUGGGAAAAGAUAUUGAUUGUGUAUCUUAUAUAAAGAUCGAAUACGAAAAGGAUGGAAAAUUUGAAACCUGUGAACAUGGGACGAUUCGGGGAAAACUAAAAGAGUUUGAUGUGUCUUAUCCAAAUGAAUGCAUCAUAUCUGUUGGUGGAAGCUACGAUCAUAAUGGGACGAUUCGCGGGGAACUGAAAGAGUUUGAUGUGGAUUAUCCGAAUGAAUGUAUCACAUCUGUUGGUGGAAGCUAUGAUCAUGUUAUCCGCUAUAAGACGGUGUUGAUCAAAUCCCUAAUCUUCAAAACUUCUUAUGGAAGAACUUCCCCAACAUUCGGUGAUUCAUCUGGGAAAGAAUUCAUGCUUGAGGGUAAAAAUGGGGGAAAGCUUAUUGGAUUCCACGGACGCUCUGGUCAGGCCAUUGAUUCCAUUGGUGCAUACUUUUCGCUAGUUGAAAAGACAGCUGCUAUGGGUGGUAACAUGGGAGGUGCAUUUGACGAUGGUGUUUUUGAUGGUGUCAAGAAAAUAACCGUGGGAAAAGAUAUUGAUUGUAUAUCUUAUAUCAAGAUCGAAUACGAAAAUAAUGGAACAUUUGAACGUGGACAUGGGACGAUUCGAGGAGAACUAAAAGAGUUUGAUGUGUCUUAUCCAAAUGAAUGCAUCAUAUCUGUUGGUGGAAGCUACGAUCAUGUUAAUCGCUAUAAUGCAGUUCUGAUCAAAUCUUUGUUCUUCAAAACUUCUUUUGGAAGAACUUCUCCAAUAUUUGGGGUAAGUCCAAGUGGGACAGAAUUCAAGCUUGAGGGGAAAAAUGGAGGAAAGCUUCUUGGAUUCCAUGGACUCUCUGGUCAGGCUAUUGAUGCCAUUGGAGUUUACUUUGGAACCGGAGGAAUUUAAAGAGGAGGGUUACAAGACGGUUUAUUGGGUUCAUCAGAUCUAAGUCCAUGCCGUGUCUAUCUAUUAUCACCAAUAAAAGACUUACUCUAGUUUCGUAAAAUAAGGUACAUCCUUUUGGGUCAUUUGCAGCUCGAGUAAGCAUUUCAGCUUUUGUUGUGUUUAUGUGUAAAAUAAGGUCCAUGCUUUGGGAUCAUGUGAUGUUAUCUUUCCAAUAUCGUCUUUUAUCUUGGUUCAUUUUUGUGUGUGUGGGUGUUUUUUGUGAUGAAGUUAAAUCAAAACGAUCUAAUAUAUCACUCUUGUUCA
Messenger RNA from Camelina sativa (false flax), 2256 nucleotides. Lineage: Eukaryota; Viridiplantae; Streptophyta; Magnoliopsida; Brassicales; Brassicaceae. The record is from RefSeq and is a predicted model, not a curated record.